This is a messenger RNA of Candida dubliniensis CD36, 303 nucleotides long. RefSeq names its product Dad1p (gene DAD1). The record is from RefSeq and is a predicted model, not a curated record. The transcript has a single exon. Lineage: Eukaryota; Fungi; Ascomycota; Pichiomycetes; Serinales; Debaryomycetaceae. Gene Ontology annotation, cellular component: DASH complex; spindle microtubule; mitotic spindle pole body. Bases 1 to 303 code for a protein of 100 amino acids.
AUGUCAAAUUCUUCAUCUUUAUCUACUCCUCCUAAAAAUGAAUAUUUCAUAAAACAACGUGAUUUACUAAUACAAGAAAUAUCUAACAAUUUAACUAAAAUACAUACAAACUUAGAAACUUUGAAUAGAUCAUUACAUGAACUGAAACAAAUAGGUAAAGAAUUUGAUGAUGUUGCUAGAUUAUGGUCUACAUUUUAUGAUGGGAUGAAUCGCCAAACAAGAGAGAGUACUCAUGAUGAAAAUAAUAAUAAAACAAAUUCUUCCGACAUAGAAGAUGAAAACAGCAACAACAACAACAUAUAG